This is a messenger RNA of Melanotaenia boesemani (Boeseman's rainbowfish), 2270 nucleotides long. It is a transcript of the gene alkbh8, whose product is annotated as alkB homolog 8, tRNA methyltransferase. Lineage: Eukaryota; Metazoa; Chordata; Actinopteri; Atheriniformes; Melanotaeniidae. The transcript has 12 exons. The record is from RefSeq and is a predicted model, not a curated record. Gene Ontology annotation, molecular function: 2-oxoglutarate-dependent dioxygenase activity; tRNA binding; S-adenosylmethionine-dependent methyltransferase activity. Bases 7 to 2121 code for a protein of 704 amino acids. Gene Ontology annotation, cellular component: cytoplasm; nucleus. Gene Ontology annotation, biological process: tRNA wobble uridine modification.
CGCACCAUGGACACUACUGUGGGAAACAACGUGAAGGCCGUAAGAAAGAGUAAAGAGGAGAAGAAAGUGUUAAGAAAACAAAUAAAAGCCAGUCACACUUUACUGAAGCAUGAAGGUGUCGACACAACAUCAAAGCCCACUAAGAGCUUGGUGGUGUCUAACGGAGGGCUGGGGAACAACGUUAGUCGAGAGGAGCUCCUUGCAGUCCUGAAAGAGAUGGGAGAAGUGGAGAGCCUGGUCAUGCCUCCUCACAAGCCCUAUGCUUUUGUCACAUACAGAUGUGAAGACAGUGCUCAGAAAGCUCACGCCCACCUUAAUGGACAGAAGUUGCAAUGUGGGGAAACCAGUGUCACACUCUACCUCAGCUAUGUUGACUCAGUAACCUAUAAAGAGAAGACGUCUGUUCCUUUGCCAGAAGGUUUAGUCUUGGUGGAGGAUUUUGUGUCUCCAGAAGAAGAAGUGAUGCUGCUCGCUGCUGUUGACUGGUCAGCCACUCAUGAUGAAGUCACAGCUCAAAAAUCUUUAAAGCACAGAAAAGUGAAACAUUAUGGCUUUGAAUUUCGCUACGACAACAACAACGUUGACAAGGACAAGCCCUUACCUGCUGGUCUUCCUGAGGAGUGUUUACCUAUUCUGGAGGGGUGUUUGAAGAAAGGAUACAUUAGCUUCAUGCCAGACCAGCUGACUGUUAACCAGUAUGAGUCUGGACAGGGUAUUCCCCCUCACGUGGACACUCACUCUGCCUUUGAGGACACCAUCCUGUCUCUGAGUCUUGGGGCAAAGACAGUGAUGGAGUUCCGUCACCCUGACGGUCGCGUUGUUGCCGUGGUGUUGCCAGGAAGGAGUCUCCUGGUGAUGAAGGGAGAAAGCAGAUACCUCUGGACUCAUGGGAUUACUCCAAGAAAGUUUGACAUGGUGCCAGCGUGUGAGCCACAUUCUGCUGCUCAUACGACGUCUGACCUGGGUAGCAGUCUCACUUUGAGCAAGAGGGGUACUCGUACAUCUUUCACUUUCCGCAAGAUCAGACAUGAACCCUGCCGCUGUGCCUUUCCCUCUGCUUGUGACAGUCAGGGAGCACCCUUGUCAUCCCUCCCCUCAAUUCCUAGUUACCAUGCCUCCGCAGCCCGUUUAGAGGAGGAGUAUGUGCACCGAGUGUACGAUGCCAUUGCCUCCCACUUCAGCCGUACCCGCCACACUCCCUGGCCUCGCGUUUGCCACUUCCUAUCCUCGCUUCCACCUGGCAGCGUGCUAGCUGACGUAGGCUGUGGAAAUGGAAAGUACCUUGGCGUGAAUCCACAGCUAGUCACAGUGGGAUGCGAUCGUAGCAGCGCCCUUAUCCAGAUCUGUGUAGAGAGAGGAUUCCAUGCAUUUUUAUCAGAUGCUCUUAGCGUCCCUCUGCGAACAGCUUCCUGUGAUGCCUGUAUCUCCAUUGCUGUAAUACACCAUUUUUCUACACAGGACCGCCGACUGGAAGCAGUAAAGGAGCUGAUGAGACUUUUAAAGCCUGGAGGUCGUGCGCUUAUCUAUGUGUGGGCUUUUGAACAAGAGUACAACAAGCAGAAGUCCAAAUAUCUCAAAGACCAUGACAAAGAGCCUCAUGGAGCAGAAAGCCCCACUCACAGUUCAUCAGAGGAUAGCUGGAAACCUCAAAAAGAAGCAAGUGGCCAUACCCCCUGCCAUUUAGGACACUGCUCCAAUCCUACUGACAACAUGCAGGAUGUUGGCAAACUUAGUCUGCACACUAAUCGAACAGCUUUUAAUUCCCAGGACCUUUUGGUUCCUUGGCAUCUGAAAGGUGGAAAAAUGCAAGGUGAGGAAGAAUCAACCUGCAGGUUAAGUUCCAGAACUGAUCCAGGUUUUAACCCAAGUAUGUCGUCUGGACCAAAGCCUGACAAACACAGCCCAGGCAAGAAACCCAGUCCAAGUAAUGAAGCCUCUCAGGCUUCUGGUUGUACUUUAAAGUCUGAGUCAGUGAACAGUACAGUACCUGUUUUUCAUCGAUAUUACCACGUGUUCCAACAAGGGGAACUGGAGCAGCUGUGUGGUCAGGUGGCUGAAGUCAAAGUGCUGACCAGCUAUCAUGACCAGGGUAACUGGUGUGUCGUGUUAGAGAAGGACUGACAAUUUAGAAAAACUAUCCUGCAAAUAUUCAUUUGGUACAGUCCAGACUUUGGUAAAGAAAUGAGAUGUUUUGAGAUAAAAAUACUUAAUGAAAUGAGCUGUCAUUUGUUGGAUUGUUAAAUGCAAUUAAAUUUAAAUAUAUAUCAAAA